Molecule: messenger RNA, 270 nt
Organism: Ilex paraguariensis (yerba mate)
Lineage: Eukaryota; Viridiplantae; Streptophyta; Magnoliopsida; Aquifoliales; Aquifoliaceae
Source: the annotation of a GenBank genome assembly
GAAGGCAGUUACCUAGCUAUCCCUUUGAAUGUUGACAGACCCACAGCCACAGGGUCUCGCCUAACUUUUGCUCGCAUUUGUGUUGAAAUAAACCCUUUCAUUCCUCUUCCAGAUUUCGUCACCAUAGAUACCAAUGAUGGAAGUUAUGACCAAGCUAUUGAAUAUGAUUGGAAACCAAAUCCUUGCAUUAAAUGCCAAACCCUUGAUGACAGUCCUUCUUCCUUGGCCAUACCCCCAAUGAUCAAGCACCAGGCUUGUUUAACUUUAUGA